Toxorhynchites rutilus septentrionalis is the source of this 12101-nucleotide messenger RNA. Its product is annotated as probable serine/threonine-protein kinase yakA. Bases 1342 to 3750 code for a protein of 802 amino acids. The transcript is spliced from 4 exons. Lineage: Eukaryota; Metazoa; Arthropoda; Insecta; Diptera; Culicidae. The record is from RefSeq and is a predicted model, not a curated record.
UCGCCAGUCGUCUUCGAUUCGUUGGCUGGGAGAGAUGUGGAUCUGUGCAAAACGCGGAACCGCCGUACGAUUAUUGUCCUCCUAAGUGUGUUUGCAUGGGUGUGUUUGUGUGUGCGUGUAUGGUGGAUUAUCCUGCGAGUUACUUUUCUGCAAUCCUUUUUUUUUUCUCGAUUGCUACGCGGACUGUUCUAGUUUUUAAUGAUUUUUUGCACUAUUGCCUCCAGUUCGGGAUGAGUGAAGUGUUGAAAACAAUGAAACAUUCAGCAGUUGGUGUAUCGAUUUUCACCGCUCGCUGAUUCCUGGUUCUAGGUUUGGAGACUACGCUACCAAUAUGUGCGCAUAAAAAGGAUUUUACUCGACGAGUGGGACUACGGCUCACGGUCGUGGAACUUGGGCUUGCCGAGAUCGACCGCUCGGGACGAUUGGUGUUUUGAGGAUCGCUCAACCAAAGAUCCUCGGUGCAAAGGUGAAUUUUCAGCUGUAUCGAUUAUUAGUUUUCUUCCUUCUCGCUGUCCGUAUGUUUGACAUCGGUGAGUUGGUAUCUGUGCUCUGAUAUCGGUGCGUACUUCUUACGAAGAAAAGGAAGAAGAGUUCAUCGCAAAGUCGCAUCCCGUGAGAAAACCGGAGAGUGGCUCCCCAGCAUCACCGAGACCGUUUUAUCGCAUGCAACUGUCAAUUUGAGGCUCCAUACGUGACCUGAUAAGGAGAGCGGGCGAAAACCCGAGAGAAGCUGAGUUGAGAAUCGUGGACUGCUCUGAGUGUUGCAAAAAUCAAGUGCGCUUCCGAAAGCUUUUCAGUAUACUGAAAGCCCCCAUUUUCCUUCUGAGUGUAUAUCCCAUAUGUGUAGGGGAGAAUAUAGUGCUUUUUUUCCUAGAGAGCUUGUGAGAGAAUAGGAUCACACGUACGUAUUGUGUAAUAACAAACAGGCCCACGAAGACGACAUCGAUGAUGGCUGGAUGAUAUGCGCUUUUGAGGCUGCGAGUUCAUUUAGGGCUGCGCUCCCGUUGGUGUCCACCCUCCUCCCAAUCGAAAGCCAUCACGGUGCGUGUGCCCGUUUGUGUGUGUUUGUGUGGAGCCAGUCGCAACAGCAGCAGCCAAGUGAUCACAGAUUUUAUGAAGGACUUUCGUGAGUUGUAAAAGUAACGCUAAACUCUAGUCUAAUCAAACCCGAAAACCGCACUGAACCCCCCAAUCGGCUGUGUACUUAAAUGGAAAUCAACAUUGACAAGGAGACUUAAACAAUCAUCAACGAAUUGAUGUAGGAGAAAUUUUGAACCAGAAAAAAUACCAAGUAACAAUACGUUUAAGAUAUUUUGAUCGUCCCGGAGAGUGAUCGCAAGUAUGGCCGCCGUAGUGUACGGUACCAGUCCCCGGCACAGCAGCCGUCAUCACCAGCCUGGCCCGGGACAGAGCCACCUGGUGGCAACCCAUUCGCCCUACCAUCAACAGCAUCAUUCACUGCCACCCCAUCACUCGACGACUUCCUCAAUGACAGCGGCCGCCGCUGCCGCUGCUCUAUCCCAGCAAAUCAUCACACCGCCGACAUCGUAUCUCUCCACCUCGACGACCACCAUUUCGUCCUCGACCCACCAACAGACGAUCUACUAUCAGCAGCAGCAGCAGCAACAACAGCAACAGCAGCAGCAGCAAAUGAUACACUAUCAUAACAUGCGCAAUUCGAAGCGCAAAUCCGCCGUCGAACUGCUCGCCGAAAGUAAGCCGUUCUACGUUAAAUCGGAAAUGGUGCUGGACCGUCAGCAGCAGCUGAGCAUGCGCGCAAGUGGCUCAGGACCGGUGUCUGGAUCAUAUAUGCUCUCACCGUCACGCACGCUUCCCCAAUCCUCUGUUCAACUGCAGCAGUCCUCGCACCACUCGCAAUCUCAGCAGCAGCAGCAGCAACAGCAGAGGCCAGCAAGCCGACGCAGCGCUUCAUCCGGAUCCGAUUUGCUGCAAACGAAGCUGCGGAAGCUGCUGAACACCGCCGACAGCAAAGAGACAAUAAUUCCCUCAGACGUAGCCCUCAAUUCUAAAUACGGCCCGCAGUCGCUGGAGAGCAGAUAUCUCGGCGGGGCAGGCCUAUCCAGCAACGACUGUAUGAACAAAAUUGGUUACGUUCAGCCUCCCAAGAACUACCAACAGCAGCUCACCGUGCACCCGGAGCAACCAAGCGAUGUGUCGGUGUUCUUUCCUAGUGCGUUCCUAUCGCCCCAGUCACUGCCACCGCAUCCGGUAGGGGACGAUGAUCUCUACUUGUACAGCGUUCACGACAGCCUGGUGCUGACCGACGAUUACCACGCGAUCAGUCCACCGGCGGAGUACGCCGAGAACAGCGCUUCACCCGAGAAGCACAGCAACAGCCACAGUCGCUACAAUUACCAACGCUCGUAUUCGCAUUCUCAAGCGGUAGUUCGCCAGGAUGAGUCGGACUACUCGACCACUCAGUCGUACAACAUCAACAGUCACAAAUCACUUCCGGAUCUACACUCCCAAAUUAGUCGUCACUCGCCCCAUUCGGAAGCCCUCAGCUGCUGCAGCCGCGGCAAUCGUUCCAAUCGCUCUGGCAGUUCUUUCAAUCGUGACUCGGGAGGUUCCUCCGGGCACUACACCCAUCACAGCGAACCGUGCUGUAAGCAACAACAGCAGCAGCAACAGCAACAACAACAUCAACAGCAACAGAAGGACGCAAUGAUGAUUGGUGGAACAGCAGACUAUCGACGGGACAGUGGUUCAUCAACGCAGCACAGUGGAAACUCGUACUAUGCCUACGGGAUUCCACCCUUGCGCUACGAUUGUAUCGAAUGUCGUGCGAAAAUUCGCGAGGAAGCUGAUUGUUUGCUGAACUUCACAACACCGGAGGUUCCCGAGGCCUUCCAGGAUGACUACAGCGAAAAGCAGAAACAGCAAAAAUACUACGACGACGUUCGAGAUCGGAGUUCCACAAUUCGCAAAUACUACAAAUCUGCAGGACCAAUGUCGCCGCUCUCGCCUGUAUCCCCACUGUCUCCACAAGAUCAACAACUAGAUCUGAGCCCUCCGCUGGGAACGUUCAAGCGUCAGAAAUGCCUUCGGUUCAAGAAUCGCGGCCGUCAAUCGGCAAUCAGUAACCCCAACUCUCGCUGCGGGGACGGUCGUGGUAGUUCCGGUGGGGACGAAGAUCGUCGACCUAUUCUCCGGUCCAAGAGUGACAUUAGCGAUCGCUACUGGAAUCGUCUAGCGGAACGCAGCGAGCGGGAUCGAGAACGUGACCGCGAGAGGGAGCAACAGAAGCUGCUCGAGAAGCAACGGUCCCGCUCGGACAGUCUAACCCAGCUGGAGCAUUUCUUCGACCGAUUGGGACUAAACGACGAAACGUAUGAACGAUAUAUUGCUCCGUGCAAGGUGCGCAAGGCACCCAACUACAAAGCCAGCUCCGGCAGUGACAUGCACCGUCUAUCCGCCGACGACCCCAUCGAUUCGGAUGAAUCGAGCGCUGUGUUCUUCUCGGACGUUAGCACCAUCGAUUCGACUCGACUACCGGACAGUACCGAAACGAGUGCCGAGCAGCUGCAGCAGCAACAACAACAACAACAACAACAACAGCAUCAGCAGCAGCAGCAACAGCAGCAAACCCUUCCGGGACAAAUCGGUGGACAGUUGAACAGUUUGAACAAUCCAGCCUUGUACCGACCGAGCGAACCACCGUCGAUCAUCGAACGCAACGCGCGCAUCAUCAAGUGGCUGUGCAACUGCAAGAAAAUGCAGUUGACAUAAGGCUGACAAAGCGGCGGGCGGCAAUCGAUGAAGGGUGCUGGUUUCUCCUCCAAAUUGGUUCGUUUCAGGACCUUCGACGGUAACCUUUGAGGUGUGGAUUCCGUUGUUUCAAACGAAUUUCAUCGGAAGCGAAACCAGUCGCCGGUAAUCGACUCUUGCCGAGACUUCCGCCGGUAAACCAGUAUAGCUGAGCAACUUCUACAUAUUGCAAAUGUAGUUCGUUAUUAGGCGUAACGAAACUCGGAAUAGGAGGGGGUGUAGUGCUACUGAUUCAUUGGAAUACGCAAUAGCGGACAGAAUAACCAAAGAAAGAAGCUACGUCUUAUUGUUGUUUUAACAGAGGUUUUAGAACAGUGAUACGAAAUCGGAUACAGGAAUAGUUGUGGAUGGGCGCGAAUCACAGAUCCAAACUAAAUGAACAGCGAGUACACAGUAAAUCAAAACCAAUUGAAUAUUGACAUUCAUUAGUGCUAGAGAUCUAGAAAAAAAAUCAAAUACUAAUAUACGCUAAGAAAACUUACGAUCAAAUCUCGCCCCCAACAGUAGUGAACCAACGAGUGUCGAAUAGUUAAUCCUCUUUCGUCGUUUGAAACAAGAACACACAUAGCCGUUCAGUGUCAGUGUCCUCCGUUUCCGUUCUAGUGGUGUGAAAUAGUUUCACCGACGGUAAAUUCCUCAAAGCUCGCGUGUUCCACGAUAGAAUUUUUCGAACGAACUUGAUUAGAAAAUGUAUCAUGGAUUGCAUAACCAAUUCAUGAUCCAUAUUCAUUUGCGAAUAGUUAUUACACGAAGAUUAAACAUAUUUCCGGUGCCAGCGAGAAGUAAUUGAUUCGACACCGAAAGCGAUCAUGACGUUCUAGUUCGCCUGCUAGUGUGUCAUGAAACGUUAACCGAAGCAGAGUUCUAUCGUAUUCGUUUGUGUCAUGAUUCGUAGCAUAUAUCAACAAACGAAUGCCACUGGGGGAAAUGAAUUCUGCAAGAUCAUAUUUGAACAAACGAAAUUGAGUUAUUCAGUGGAACGUUAAAAUAUUCGAUCGAACUAGAAAGUUUCUGAAGUUUGAAGUUUGUUUAGCAAUGUGAGUAUUACUUGGGGUGAUUUUUCAAACUCAGUGUAUGAUUUGGAAGCGUUUCUUGAAAGUCGUACUGUAUCGUUCAGGUUAAAAUUUCAGCUGCUUUCAUAAUGUCCACUGAAUCUUGGUAUGUCUAGCGAAAGCUCUCUCUCCAAAACAUCGUCGUAGACAUUUGUAAGCUAGAGAAUCGAUUUUUCAGUUCGCUGUCAGAUGCUGACAUGUGUCGAGCUUGAAUUGUGCAAAAAAUUUUGGCUUCUUCCUUAAACGAUUUUGAUCGCAUUUUUAAUUCCCGUCGAAAACCAUCGAUUCACUUCAACAUGUUUCUCCUACAUCGUUAUAGCGGUUCUUCGGCUUUCGACUAGACUGUUCUUUUCAAUAGCAAGAAAAAAUAGCAGUGCACUGAGUCUGGUCACAACCUCACCCAGAAAUAAUCCCUUAGUUUACAAACAUUUCUACGCUUUAUUUCACUUAGUACUUCAGAGUACAGAUGAUUCAGAUCUCUGAAACCACAAACUGCUGGUAAAAUGGACCGUGAGCUUGAUCUAGUAUUCGAGUUCUCAUUCGAGUUUCCCAUUCAAAAAUAAAAAAAAGAAAGAUUUAUUUACAUGAACUUUUCAAUAGUGAGGUUUGUCACUGAACAAUCGCCAAUCGCUGACGAGUGAAGUUCAUUCAAAAUCUUGAAGAUUUUUAGAAGGAAGGAAGGUAUUGAAUUAAAGAGACUUUAAACUCUGAGAGUUCAUUCGUCUCUUAAACUUUUAGAAACAAUUUACAGUUAGUUACCUUUAAUUUGACAUCUAGCUAAUUGGACAGACCUGUAAUGCGACACGAAUAAUUGAACAUUUUUGUAAACACCGAGUUUGGGACCCAAAUUAUGGACCCAGAUUGAAAGUCGCCACUGUACCACUGUCAGCGUGAAUGUCCAAUAACUGGUCACAAUCAAGGCGCUUGUAUAAAUGUAUAACAAGUGAAGCAACAUCAUCACUUCAUAGAGAAGGGGAUUACGGUUUGUGGAGCGGGGGUUGUUUGUUUUGUUAUUGCUAGGAUACGCCAUUUUUGUAUUUUCACAUGCAAGAGUAGUGGAUGAACUGGAUGAGAAUGAAAUUCUACAAAAUCAUCCCGUCUUUUUCACAUAAAUUCGCGAAAAGUAGGCAUCGUUCGAAUAAGCGUCGCAGCAGUUUGUAGAGAGCCGCCAGCAGCGUUCUGAUGCUGUUUGUAAACAAUACCGACAGCAAUUCCAAUAUGGCUGAAAGUGCAUUCCAUAUGAUUGUUUCACCUGGUAUAUAUAGAGGCGCCUUGGUCACAAUCACCCCUCUGUGGAUGAAACUGGGGCAGACCGCCCACUUUGCCCCCCGUACACUACACCACUGAGUUACUCGAACGAUUUUCCUGAACUCACUUCGAUAUAAGCACAAAACGUAUAUACUUCAAGUAAGACCAUCACAUACUGGAAUCAUAUGACGCUCAACGUGAAGGGGUACCCCGUUGAUAUUUGUUCACACGACCUGGUGGAUUCGAUAGACACUCGAUUCAAUCAACCGAACUUGACCAGCAUUGUUAGUGACUCCUCGACCCUAUCGCUCAAUAUUUCGGCAAUAAAGAGUGUAUCGAAAAGUAGUCUUAAACUUUCAAACAUCAAAAUAAAAUCGAAAACGUUCAGAAAGUGUUUACAAAAGUGAAUUUUAUUGAAGAAUAUUAAGUUUAGAUAGUAAUGAAAUCAAAAAAAGUCACAGGAGGGUUGUGUCUUAGACACGACCGCAUAGUUGACGUAGGAUUCCGUUAGGCUAUCUGUUCAUUUUCGAUAUGUUUGAUGAAUUAAACUCGUUGAUAAUGAUUUGGAGGCCCUGAAAAGAGCCGUUUUGUUUGGUUGUUGGGUAUUGUUUGUUCACUCCACCAGUGUUUACAACCGAGUGAUGAUGACAGAAGGAUGAUAAUUAGUCGUUAGAUGGUGCGUAACAGAUAAAAGAUGCCGAAGUGGAAUGAGAUAUGAUGAAAACCGCCCUGUGACCGUAGACGAGAUGCCUCCUGUGUUACGUAUGGAUGGAAUAAAGAAAAAAAAACUCAUCAAUGUAAUAUAAAAUAAUUAUCAAUACCGAACACAAUUAACAAUUUUUCUCAUCAGUAAAAACAUGUACAUUAAUAUAGAGAAAACAUAUCUGAAAUGGGAAAGUUAAUUUCCUUUUAUAUUUUUUUCUAUCUGAGUGUUUAUUCAAACCAAUGCGAAUUUUAAUUGAACUAACAACACCUAAUACUAUAUGUAAAGCAUAUGGGAAAUCACUUUUUCGAAUAUUUCUUCACAUUUCCAACUUUUAUCGCCAUAUGAACUUUCAUUGGGUGAAAAUGAACACAACAGGAACACAUCUUGGUUUCUAUUUAUGAAAAUUGAAGUAAAUCGUUUCAUAUAUCAAGUCAUUUUUAACACACAUGCUACCAUAUACAAUUUUACACUUACACAUGUGCUAAAUUUUUCACAAUAUACGAUCGGUUAUUGAUAUGAAAUUUCACGAAGUAACCAACAUUAAAGUUUAAAAUUUAAAUUUCAUUUGCUAGAAUUAAUCGUAUCACUCACCUACUUGCAAUAUAAACAAUCCCCUCCCCCCUUGCAUAUAUUUGCAAUGCCGAUUUCCCCCGGGCAGCUUGGUUUAGAUGUCUCUGUUAGGGAACACAUUUCGGUGGGAACAAAAGCUCCCCCUACUUUUAUGUAUUUGCAAUGCCGAUUUCCCCCAGGCAGCUUGUUUUGAUGCCUCUGUUAGGGAACCACCGCAUGUAUCGUCAAUUUCGACUAAUCAGAUGUGGGUACUUUCGUUAGGGUAGGGGUUGAGAUUUUUCAAUUCUUCGAUAAUUAGUUUCAUGACAUAUAUUAUUUUAUUCAAUAUAAAAAAUUGUUAUGGAGUGUCGAAAUCGAUGGACGCAAAAAUUUCAUCAAUUCAUCAUAAAAUGACUGAGCGAUACGCAUUUGAAAUUGGACAAUUUUCAAGAUGUGCUCGAUUUUUGAUUUUCAAUUUGUACCCCAAUAUGUUCCCGAAAGACGUAAUCCUACGCCAAAAUCUAGCCCAUUGUUGGUUUGUUUCGUCAUCCAUGAGAAUGCACUGGUUAGGAUUGUUCAAAAUACGCGCAUAUAGUUUUCCAGCUCGUGUUUUAGCGCGAUCUUGCUGCUCUGGCAUUUGUUUGGCCACCUUUUGCUUUUUAUAGGUCUUUAGACCAUGUAUCUGUUUGGUCCGCUGUAUCAUUCCAACACCGAUUUUGAACUUCUUGGCCAAAUCAUUAAUAGAUGCACCUGUUCUUCUGAAUAUAAUUUACAACUUUUCGGUCCAAUACAGGACACACUCAUUACCAAACUUUGCGACUAACUUUGAUUUUUUUUUGUUAUUUUGUGGUAUGUAACACUCUUUUCGGUGCACCAAUUGUGCAGAAUUUUCUUUUUUUGUUUCCAAAUCAAUCCGCGACUAACUGACUUGUAUUUCGAUUUUUGACAUGUAAACAAAGCAUGCUCUGAUUACACGACAAUGAAAGUUCACCCGUUUGUGUGUAAUAACGUGUUGAAUGUUUAAGAUUACUUUUCGAUACACUCCACAGUGUAAAACAUGGCAUCGUCAACGUCUACUCGCGUAGCUGUUUUAGCUCUCUCUAGCUAUCCCUGACCGGCUUAUACCGCUGGACGGGACAUCUUGUUCGAUCGGGAAAUUCCCAUUCACUGGAAUCGGUACCAGUAUGUACCAGGUACCAGGAUGUUGAAUAGUCUUCGAGAAAAUCGUGUUGAUGCUCACUGUUUUGAGUGUGUCGAAUUUCAGAACCAAUACUUACUGCUAGAGCCAUCUAUCGACAAACAGUGGGAACUCAGUUGCACACCUAAGGCCGUCUACACAUUAGGCAACAGCAACCCGAUCUAUGUUGGCGAUGUCAAUCGCAUCGCCAACUCAGCUCUGCACAUUGAGACAACUCGAACGCGAUGAAUUCGUUAAGUUUUUAUCCGUCAUCAUAAACUGCCUAAUCGCUGGCAGAGAUGCCAUUUAUUUAACUGCCGAAAAAAUCAUACGGAGAGCAAAUUAUGAAAAAUUGGUUUGAAAAAAACUACUUUACUUGGGAUUUUUCUUGACACCAGGCAAAGAAAAAAUAAAUAAAAACUUAAUUUCACAAAUCAUCGAAUCAAAUUGAAUGCAUACGCGGCUUCUUAAAACUACAAUAGAAUCAAAAGGGCACAUUUGAAAUACAAUUUACACUAUAGUAGAAAAAAAAUCUGCUUAUCUGGCAUUCCUGGAUGUACUUUUUUCGAAGGUGUUUCAUCUCAUAAAUCAAACAAUAAUACCAUUUUUAUUUAAUAUUCCUUCGUGUGUACAAUAGAUUUCAGAAUUUCUUUUGGGUUCUGCUUUUUUUCUAAAUUCUAAAUAUUUCUAAAAAAUGGAUGUAUAUAUUUAUUUUUCGUUGGAGUAAUACCACAAACCAGCAAACAAUAUUUACAAACAUAAAGAAAUCAUUGAAAUAAGAAUACAGCCGAAAAGAAUUAUAUAAAGAAAACAGAAAAAUUUUCAACAAUUCAUCUAAAGAAUGAUUUAUGUAUACACUAACGCUAAAUAUGAAAAAUUCUCCUAGGGGUCACAUAUUCGCAGACCGCACCUUCGCACAUGGUACAAUCGAGAAUCAGGGAUGAUAACGGUUUCCCGGGAAAUCUGACCAGAAUUAUCCAAUCUUAGGCUAUCUGUUGGUAUUUGUUGAAUCAUUAUUAUAACCGACGGCAUCAAGCUAAAGGUGACAUAUUUACCUAACAUACUUAUUUCGGCUCGCUGAUAACAACAGACAGCAACAAUUGCUGUUAACUUGGAAAAAACACAUCCAGCGGAUUCUGUGCUUCUUGCUCGAUCUCCAAUAUUAUACGCAUCCUUGACCAAUUCAGCACUCUUCCCGGACGGUAUAUCAAGAGAACUUGCAUAUUGAUGGCAUUUCCUAACGUCAAACGAAUAUAUAUUAUAUAUAAACUAAACCAAAGUAGCAAAAUACUUACAUCUCGUUCGUUCAUAGAAACAGAUGCGCCAAUAUUGUAAACACUGUUUUGCAUCACCACUGACAGAUAUUGAAAUUCAAUGAACGCAGAAAUCAAAACGUCAACAACAGCAAUUGAACGAAAAAGUUGUCGACACAAAUCGCGUGCGACUCGACAUGCUAGGUUGAAUCGAAAAAGUUGGUCCGACCUAAGUUGCCAGUUGCCUAGUGUGUAUGCUCUCAUUUGAUUACACAUGCUCUCAUCUUAUUUGACAUAUUCGUUAAGUUGCUUUCCAACUUAGGUUGCCUAGUGUGUAGAUGGCCUAAUACAACAAUUCGAGUGAGCUUCGAGCUCGGAAAGAUGUACCUCUUAAACAGGAUUCUGAAUUAUGCCGAAAGUCUCCACAAAUUGAUUCACAUCAGUGCUGUGUUCCCUUUUAUUUCGGUCGAAAAAAGCUCAUCAAGCGGAUAUUUUCAAACAUUGUGAGAUUCCAAAAAACCGCACUUGCUCAUUGCGGCGUUAUACCAAACUGCGUAUACUGGAAAAUGUCAUAACUGGUUCUGAUUUAUUAAUUUUUCCAGAUUAUGUGUACUCGUACAUUUAAAAACAUCGAAACUAGUUAUUGAUCUCAUCAAAAUUGAAAGUCAUUUGAUGGAUCGUCUUUAAUUUGAAUGCUGUUUGGAAUUGCGAGCUCCAGAAUACAUUUGGUGUGAGCGCAUAAGAAAAAAAUUAAAUUCACAAUAAGUACAAGAAUCCGAGAGAUGCAUCGGAAAAGGAACGCUACGAAACGAAAUGUCACGGAACUGACACUGAACUGAAACCUGUGGGUUGAAUUUUAAUCACUCUGUUUUGACAUAUAAUCAAAUAUAUUUGCAUUAUUUCGAUCGUAAACACAUUCAAGAUAUCUGUGGCAUUUUAUGUUUUCGGUUUGAAAUUAUGUUACGAAUGAAUAUGUUGUAACCGCUUGCGUGUUAUCCGUAGAAUUUCACCGGAGAUUAUAACUGCAACUGAAGACGAGAAACCUUCAACUUUUUAAGCUGAGUUUCGUUCCAAACUCAAACUCAUUCUCUUACAACCCCACCUUACCAUCACGUAAGACACGGAGCAGUUCGUUGCGUCGCAAAGAUCCCAUUUCCUCUCAAUGAAACUACUCUUCGACGCAACGACAACUGACUGGCCGUGAGUAUUCAAACCCCGGAAAGAAAACUCUGUUUGAACGAAAUUGACUUUUCGUCCGAAUCUCAUGCGAUUCGACAUCUUAUGAAGCGAAAAAAAUUAAAUUGUUUAGGAAUCAUUUACUUUUGACUUGAGUGUUUAGAUUUAUUAGGAAACAUGAAACAAAUAAAGGUGUAACACGAAGUAGAGUACCUAUAUAAACAUAAUUUAAAGUACUAUUUUCUAGUCUAAUAUAUUAUGGAAAAAAAAAACAGAAUCAAAUACCUAAUUGAUACAAGCAUAUUACUAUCACAUAAUAAUAAAUCGAAUUAAUCUACUUACUAAUUAGUUGGUAGAGGAAAAAGAUAACAAACCCAAAACAACGCUGUUCAAAUUAAACAAAAGAAAACAAAUGUUCGUUAAUACUCCGGAAAUAAUCUUCACAUUUAACGAUAAAGACGGAAACAAACAAAAAAUAUAUAACGAAUAAGCGUAGAUACAAUGAUACAAUGAAACACAAGCGACAAAUUCUAACUUUUCCUUUCAUUCGUUAAGUUGCUGAAAACAUACAUACGCCCAGCUAACGCUUACCCGUCUCAAUAAACAACAGAAUACCACAUAGCUACGAUUCGCAAACCUAGCCCCUCUAGCCCCUAGUAGACCAGCAAUCUAUCGUCAGUACCCAACCGAUCAACUCAAGCAGAAUGCUAGGAAAUAAAAUAGAAAGUGCUAUGCAACGUAGAAUCAGAUGAAACCAAUUUAAAUCUAGCUGCAACACGCGUACUGUAGAACAACUUUAAAAUACACCCACACAUACACAAAUAAUAAUCAAAGAAUUAACAGCAGAAGAAAAACGAAAAUAAAUCAAAAACUACGAUCAAAACUAAGCAAAAUAUUACCAAAUGCAAUAGCAAUAAUAACAAGUAAAACAAAACUUUCCCCCUUUGUAGCGGUUGCGCCGAAGAGAAAUAAAACAAAGUAAUGCAAACAAAACAAAGCAAAAGGUGAAUACAAUGUGGAAUAAUUUAAUCAAAAACUACAACGUGGCAGAUCUGUUUGGAAUCGCAUACAAACCGUAGCAUACACACGCAGCAUCAUUAUGAAGAUCAUAGGAAAAAUCAAUAAAAAUGAACAAGUAUAGAAACGUGACA